Molecule: messenger RNA, 924 nt
Organism: Candidula unifasciata
Lineage: Eukaryota; Metazoa; Mollusca; Gastropoda; Stylommatophora; Geomitridae
Source: the annotation of a GenBank genome assembly
AUGGUUUCGCGAAGUCUAUCAUUGGUGUUACGUGUUUUAUUUUGUGCACUUUGGGCCACACAGUUUCUGGAAGCUUUUCCAAACUUUUGUAUCUUUAUGCCGAAUCUGCCUCUCCACGGAAAAUUUAAAAUCACCGGAUCAUUUAUCAUGCGGAUAAAGUGUGUGAAUCGAAGCACGGAUAUCCCUUUAAAUGCUCUGGGCGAUGGUGGAGUGCUUUUUUGUGAUCCGAAUAAGCAAAAAUUAACAAAAUUGCCUAACGUGUAUAAUCCUGUUUGCUUGGAAUACAAAAAGCCGUCCCUGGUCCAAGUCGGCGUUCGCCUUUCUUAUACUUCAGAUCAUUGUCCGGCAGCAAACCCGACUAUCAGUACAUUAACCCAGCGUCAAAAAACAAACCUAAGAACUCUGCGAAGGUCAUGUGGGCCUGAUCUCGUUUGCUUAUACACCACCCCUGAAGUUAAAUGUGGAAACAAUUAUAAUUUUAGACAAGCAGGAGGGUCUAAGCAGCUGGAUGCAACUUUUGAUAUAAUAGCAAACUAUUUCAUAGCCAGGAGUACUGACUUUUAUCAAUAUGUUCUCGAUAACAUUCGAAAAAAUAGUUUUGCUAUAAACCAGGGAAUUAACCGUACUGGAAUUAUGUGGAACCUUCAAGGUUUUAAGUUGGUGAAUGCAGAUUUUACUCCCUGGACAGCAUCAUGUCACACUUAUAAUUUGACAUCAGGGACGAACCUUGCUGUCCACGGAUUCGCGUCAUGUAGGGGCUGCCCUGAAGACACCGUAUAUGUCUCCGGGGGAACGUGUCUGUCGUGUCCUUAUGACUUCUACACUGGCAAACCUUUCGCUAAAAACUGUGAGCCGUGUCCAGGAGAAAAUACAUGGGGUGCCGAGAGGAAAACCUGGAUCAAGCGUUGUUAUGUACGUGCUUAG